Rhinichthys klamathensis goyatoka is the source of this 1148-nucleotide messenger RNA. RefSeq lists its product as uncharacterized. The record is from RefSeq and is a predicted model, not a curated record. Gene Ontology annotation, biological process: spermatogenesis. The transcript is spliced from 4 exons. Lineage: Eukaryota; Metazoa; Chordata; Actinopteri; Cypriniformes; Leuciscidae. Bases 284 to 910 code for a protein of 208 amino acids.
UGUGUGUGUGUGUGUGUGUGUGUGUGUGUUUGCGUUCACCUCUGCAUCUGCCCCUGUCAUCUACUGCACACUGAACUCAAGGACUCGACUAGCAGCCCGAAUUGUCUUUUCAUUCAAAGUGUCCGCAUAAAGACAAUGAGGAGAAGCUUGCUGAAAACUGAUUGUCUUUUACAGAUGGAACAGGAAUAUUGUUAGAGAUUUAGAUCUAAACUCAGGCUGGGUGGCUUAGAGAUAUCUCGGAUUGUUUUUGUGCACAUCUGAGGAGUUUUUGAAGGUGUCCGUCAUGAAUCCCAUGUGGAAAGUCUAUAAGAGUAAAGUCAUGAAGACCCUCAACCCGGAUCUGGACGAGGAACCGGUGGAAGAGGUCAGUGAUGCGGCUGAAGAUAUAAUACCUAUCCAGACUGAUGAAGGACCCAAUGCAAUGACACAGCUGGCCAAGAGAAUGCAGGGAGCCGGAGCCAAAGGUUGGAAAAGUGUUUCGUCUCUAUUCACCCAGGAUGAUGAACACCAACUUCUGGAGGCAGAGACCCAGCCGGCAGCAGAUCAUCCAUUGGCAGUGAAGCCGGAGGAGCCUCCACGACCCAACAAGCGAAACACUGGAUUCUGGGAUAACUUUUCCACUAAGUGGCAGCAGGCAGCUGCGAUGAAGCAGGCGGAGGCCGAGGAGGCAGGAGGAGACGGCAGACAGGAGGAGGAGGAGGAGGAGAGCGGGGCGAGAGCUGAAGACGUCGAACACCAGGCCGGGCAGGAGGGAGAGGAGGAGGAGGAGGGAGAUGGAGGCGCGGGGAACAGCUUCUCCAAGUACAGCACACUCGCAGGAGGGAGUGAAGACACACCGGCCUUCAAGUGGAACUUUGUCACCAGCAAACUGGCUGAGCUGAAGACCAAAAGCAUGGCCAAAAGCAACUAGCCAACAGUGGUAGAGAACUAGAGAAGGGUUAUCACAGUUCAGACCUCAGGGGCCACAGUGCUUCAUAUGAGCCUUAUCGCACAGAUGUGAUCGCAUUUCACCCGUUUAAAAGCAGCGACCGUGACCGACACUGUGGCCUCCUCUGGCCUGGACUGGUUGGCAUUCGUGUGGGAACUGCCGGUUACGGGAAACUCGCACAAACGUCUGUUAUUAAAGGUGAUGUGUGUCAUUUUUUGUG